AUGCACGACUGCAGAUAUGGAGGAUAUGUAUGCACGACUGCAGAUGUUUGGACCGGAGGAUCUCGUCAAUUUCUUGGAGUAACAGUAAGCUGGAUUGAUUCUCAAACGUUAGAGCGCAAAUCCGCAGCAAUCGCAUGCAAAAGAUUUUAUGGGAUGCAUUCAUUUGAUGCAAUCGUAAAUCAGCUAUCGAGUAUUCACUCUUCUUUUGGCUUAACAUCACAGUAUAUUCGAGCGACGGUAACUGAUAAUGGAUCAAACUUCGUGAAAGCAUUUCGGGAGUUUGGAGUUUCAGCGUUGAAUGAUUCUUCUGCA
Molecule: messenger RNA, 312 nt
Organism: Cotesia congregata
Lineage: Eukaryota; Metazoa; Arthropoda; Insecta; Hymenoptera; Braconidae
Source: the annotation of a GenBank genome assembly